Molecule: messenger RNA, 851 nt
Organism: Gavia stellata (red-throated loon)
Lineage: Eukaryota; Metazoa; Chordata; Aves; Gaviiformes; Gaviidae
Gene: TLCD2
Product: TLC domain containing 2
Exons: 4
Coding region: 120-851 (243 amino acids)
Biological process (GO): plasma membrane organization; phospholipid homeostasis; regulation of membrane lipid distribution
Cellular component (GO): plasma membrane
Source: RefSeq, a predicted model, not a curated record
CCGGGGCGGUGCCGGUGCCCAGGGCGGCGGCAGGGCGGGCCCCGGGGCCGGGCGAGGCGGAGCCGUCGGGGAGCGGGAGCGGUGCCCAUGGGAGCGCGGGUGAGGCUGCGGGCCGGUGGAUGCCCAUGGCUUUCAGCCCGGGGCUGUUGGUGGUGGCCGGUUCCUUCGCCGCUUUCCGCCUGCUGAACCGGGGGCUGGAGCGGCUGGUGCCGCCGCCGCCCUCGGCCCGGCGCAACCGCUGGAAGUGGCGCAACAUCUGGACGUCGCUGGCGCACAGCGUGCUUAGCGGCGGCGGGGCGCUGGCCGGGUUCUGCCUCUACCCCGGGCUGUCCGAGGACCUGGUGGGCACGCACCCGCCCGGGGCACACAGCCUGGUCGCCGUAUCUGUAGGUUAUUUCCUUGAAGACUUUGUGGACAUGUUAUGCAAUCAGAAACUUCACCAGUCCUGGGAGCUGCUCUUCCAUCACUCUGUGGUGAUCGUCUGUUUUGGUAUUGCAGUGCUGCUCCAUCAGUAUGUUGGGUUUGCCCUCGUGGCUUUACUGGUGGAGAUUAACUCCAUCUUCCUCCACCUGCGGCAGAUCCUGCUCAUGGCCAACCUGGUGCACACCACCUGCUACCGCCUCAACAGCAUCAUCAACCUGGGCACCUACGUGGUGUUUCGCAUCGCGACGUUGGCCUGGAUGACUCACUGGCUCUUCCUCAAUCGGGAGAACGUGCCCCCAGCAACAUACGCUGUUGGUACGGUGGGCAUGGCAAUCAUGACGCCCAUGAACAUCAUCCUCUUCUACCGCCUGCUGCGUAGUGACUUCUUCAAGUCCAGCCGGGACGUGCAGCGGGAGAAGGAGCAAUAG